Molecule: messenger RNA, 1262 nt
Organism: Folsomia candida
Lineage: Eukaryota; Metazoa; Arthropoda; Collembola; Entomobryomorpha; Isotomidae
Product: putative carbonic anhydrase 3
Exons: 2
Coding region: 106-987 (293 amino acids)
Molecular function (GO): zinc ion binding; carbonate dehydratase activity
Source: RefSeq, a predicted model, not a curated record
AAUCAUUUUGCUGUAAUGAAUGUUCACAUUGAUUAAUUAACGAGCAAGGUUUUAAAAUAAUUAGUAAAUUUUAAAAAUUAGUUUGCUCCCAAAAAUCUUGGCAACAUGAAAUUAUUUAAAUUCAUAAGUCUCACUAUUUUAGUUACAUGUUUUACCUGCUUCACGCAGGGGGCAGACGAUCACGACGAAGCUGGCGAUUUCUGUUACGUAUCGGAAGAAUGCGGACCUGAGAGUGAAAAAUGGGGAGGAGCUUGCAAAACUGGCAGUAUGCAAUCUCCAAUUAAUUUCAUUCGGAGACCGGGCCAAAUUUCUACUCCUGUUCAUUUGGAUUUCAACGACAUGUAUGCGUCAGAAGAUUACUGGAUCCGCAAUAAUGGUCACACCGUGCAAGUUAACCUCAACGAGGAUCCGACCUCGGCCGGAGAAAUGACCGGGUACGGGUUCGAUCGGCCCUAUAUUUUCGCUCAAAUCCACUUCCACUGGGGCGAGGAUGACUCGACGGGGUCAGAACAUACCUUAAACGGUGCCGCAUUCCCGCUGGAAGUCCACCUAGUCCAUUAUGACUCACAAUACCCCAGCUUUUCUGCCGCGGCGCAGUCAGGUGACCCCAAGGGGUUAGCGGUUCUCGGACUUUGGUUGGCUCCCGGGACGGAGGAAGACAUUAACGAAUCUUUCGACACAAUUGCCGCAAACUUGCCGAUUUUAUAUCAACCGAACGAAUCCCAUAUCCCGAUUCCGCUAGAUCUUCAUUGGAUGCUACCGGAUAAGAGGGAGACGUUUUUCCGAUACAUGGGGUCCUUAACGACGCCUAAUUGUUCCGAAGUAGUUGAGUGGACGGUAAUGGAGACACCGAUUUAUGUAAAACCGUCAGAAAUUGAGAGGUUUAGACAAGUCUUGAAUCAUGAGGAGAGGCUGAUGAGGUUGAAUUAUAGACCCGUUCAAGAAAUCGGGAAUAGACAGGUGGAAUAUUUGGUGAGGGAUUGGUAGUGAGGAAUGAAAAUUGUAUUAUGCAGGAAAUAAUGUUAAGUUUGUGGUAAUUUGUAAAUGUGAUAAAACGGCGUGAUAAAUAUUUAUGCACACUUAUUUAUUUGAGAUUCUAUGGUUUAGUGUAUGAUUUUUGUGAAAAAUAAAAAUUUUGCUGGAUCUGAAUUAUCUAAAUAUGUAGUUAAUCUGGAUACUUCGUUCCAAUUUGUAUGUUAUAUUUAUUGCUAUAAUUCCUAAACUGGUUUACAAAUAAAGCUAAAUCAUCUUUAUCUCGAAAA